Messenger RNA from Penaeus indicus, 870 nucleotides. RefSeq names its product gamma-aminobutyric acid receptor subunit beta-like. The coding region runs from base 1 to 870 and encodes 289 amino acids. The record is from RefSeq and is a predicted model, not a curated record. Gene Ontology annotation, biological process: signal transduction; monoatomic ion transmembrane transport; regulation of membrane potential. Gene Ontology annotation, molecular function: extracellular ligand-gated monoatomic ion channel activity; transmembrane signaling receptor activity; neurotransmitter receptor activity. Gene Ontology annotation, cellular component: neuron projection; synapse; plasma membrane. Lineage: Eukaryota; Metazoa; Arthropoda; Malacostraca; Decapoda; Penaeidae. The transcript has 8 exons.
AUGGAUACUGUUUACAAGGGCAGCUCGGUUAGGAUUCGCCUGGACAUGCUGUUCUUGGACAAGUUCAUCUGUAAUCUCAACGUGUUCCAUUAUCCCUUCGAUAAGCAAAACUGCAGCGUUUCUUUCGCGUUCACGUCUGUUCACAAGAAAUUCGUCACCUUCAAGAAAGAAAACGUGGAAUUUACCGGGGAAGCUGCUCUAAAUAAUUACAUAGUUGGGGACUUCGAAGUCAAGCGCAUGGAUGAUCCAACGAAGCCAUUCGGGAUAAUAAAGGUGGAAUUUACCCUGAAGAGGCGCUUCGACCGCAUCGUCCUGGAGCUUUUCCUGCCCUCCUUCAUGCUGGUUGCCAUCGGCUACGCCACCCUUUUCAUCAAGCUCUCUCUCCUGCAGGUGCGUCUGACGGUCAGCCUGACAACUUUACUGGUCCUCUACACGCUCUCGAACCAAAUCAGCAAAUCCUUACCCUCCACGUCAUACAUCAAGCUGAUUGACUGCUGGUUUUUCUAUUGCCUUUUCCUCCUUUUCCUCGUUAUCAUCUUUCAUGUUUUUAUCGAGCGGCUGGAGGAGACAUCGGCUUCAAAGGUGAUUCCACUCUGCGGAAAGAGCAACGACCCAAAAACUCGUCCGAACAUGUGCAAGUCGGAAAGAGUUUUAAACAUAGUUCGGUUAAUUGUUGUUCCGAUCCUAAUCAUUGGCUUUAAUGUCGUCUUUUGGUGUGAAGACCUUGAAUUGUGUCUGGAGAAAUUCAUGAGUAGAGGCAAGUCUUUAAGAUACAAUGCAUUGGAAGGACUCAGACUCUUUGAGUUUUGCCAACGGCAGAACGCGUACUUAAGUGAAUCUUAUUCCCGACCUCCGACGCACACACUCUGA